GCCAAGUUCGGAGAUGGCUGCGGGCGAAGGGCAGGACCCCGGCGUGCGAGCCUCCGGAGCAGCAGACCCGGGACCCCGUGGGAAGCGGUCCGCCCGGGGCGCCGCCCGCGCAUGCGUAUUGAGGGGUCCCAAGCCCGCGCCGCGCGGACUCCAUCGCGGGGUUUUCCCGUCGGAGCGCACCUGGCGCCGGGGGCUGGGCCAGCGCGGGGGCCCCGUCUCUCGGAGUCUUUGGCUCGGCAAUCGGGGCGCGCAGCACCCUCUCCCGCCGGGUUGGGGCCGGAGGCGGAGGCGGCGUCGGGGGCGGAGCCGUGCGCGCGGCCCUUUGUCCGUGGAGUCCGAAUGCUGUACCUUUUCAAGAGGAGAACAUGGAAGAGAAGGAAAUGAAUGAUAGGCCACAGAUAGUCAGGUCCAAGGGGUCCCUGACAUUCCAGGACGUGGCUGUGGACUUCACCGGAGAGGAAUGGGACCAGCUGUGCCCUGCUCAGAAGAACCUCUACCGAGAUGUGAUGCUAGAAAACUACAGGAAUCUGGUCGCUCUGGGUCAUCAACUGUAUAAGCCAGAGGUGAUCACUCAGUUGGAGCAAGAAGAGCAGUGCAUGAUGGAAAGAGACAGCCCACUGGACACUCGUCCAGAUGCAGAAAAUAGACCUGAAGUCAAAAAAUCAACUCCAAACCAGAGUAUUUCUGAUGAAAUUCAAACCCAUAACAUGAUAAUGGAGAGACUAACAGGAGAUAGUUUCUGGUACUCCAUUUUAGGAGGACUCUGGGAUUUUGAUUAUCAGUUAGAGUUUAAUCAAGAAAAUCACCAGAGACAUUUAGGACAAGAAUCUUUUGCCGAAAGAAAGUUCCCACAGGAGAGAAGCCCUGGAUGUAACGAAUUUGGGGGAAACUAUAAAAUGAUCUCAAAUCUUAUGCAUCAGCGAAUUUCUUCAAUUAAGAUACCCCUUAAUUCGAAAACACAAGGAAAUGGCAUCAAACAUAAUUCAGGAUUGAUUUACUAUCAGGGAAACCAUGUAAGAGAAAAUACUUAUGAAUAUAAUGGAUGUGGGAAAAUCUUCAAUCAACAUAUUUUUCUUACUAAUCAUAUUCAUACUGAAGAGCCCAGUGAAUGUAGGAAGACCUCCAGCCACAACUCAACUUUUACUCAACCUCAGAUAGUCCUUACAGGAGAGAAGCCCUAUAAGUGUGAUGAAUGUGGGAAAAGAUUCAGCCAGAAGAUACAUCUUAUUCAACAUCAGCGGAUUCAUACAGGAGAAAAACCUUUUAUAUGCAAUGACUGUGGGAAAGCCUUUCGUCAACAUUCAUCCUUUACUCAACAUCUGAGGAUUCAUACUGGAGAGAGGCCCUACAAAUGUAAUCAAUGUGGUAAAGCCUUUAGCCGUAUCACAUCCCUUACUGAACAUCAUAGACUUCAUACUGGAGAGAAGCCUUAUGAAUGUAAUUUUUGUGGGAAAGCCUUUAGCCAGAAGACACAUCUUAAUCAGCACGAGAGGACUCAUACAGGAGAGAAGCCCUAUAAAUGUAAUGAAUGUGAGAAAGCCUUUAGCCAGAGUGCACACCUUAAUCAACAUAGGAAAAUCCAUACUCGGGAGAAAUUAUGUGAAUACAAUAAAUGUGAGAAAGUUUUAAGCCACGGUCCUUCACUUACUCAGCAGUACAUAACUCCUGGGGGAGAAAUAAUAUGAAUAUAUAAAUGUAGAAAUUUUUUUGUCAUACUUUUUCAUCCCAUUCAAUAUAAAGUUAUUCAUAAUGGAAAGUUUAUAAACAAACAUUUAAUGCAUAGACACCAAAUAAAUUUAGACUUUAAACUGGUAGCAUAUUAUAACCACAAGAGAGGUUGUAAAUAGUAAACAUAACUUAUUUUAUAAACAAGAUUAUAUUAGAAGUCAUGUUCCAAAUCUGAUAUAAAACUUUUUUAAUGACCAGAAAUUCUGUAUGCAAUAACCUGUGAUUAUUCACCUGUAAGUUUUAUGGCAAAGUUCUUAAAUUAUACAAACAUUGAUUACUCAAGGCAAUGACAUAGUGUAACUAGUCACAUAAACUUGAAAUAAACAGAAAAGAGCAAUAUUUCUCAAACUUCAGCAUUUGCACACUUCAUUUACAGUUUUACCA
Molecule: messenger RNA, 2112 nt
Organism: Myotis myotis
Lineage: Eukaryota; Metazoa; Chordata; Mammalia; Chiroptera; Vespertilionidae
Gene: ZNF713
Product: zinc finger protein 713
Exons: 5
Coding region: 366-1685 (439 amino acids)
Biological process (GO): negative regulation of transcription by RNA polymerase II
Molecular function (GO): DNA-binding transcription repressor activity, RNA polymerase II-specific
Source: RefSeq, a predicted model, not a curated record